Molecule: messenger RNA, 409 nt
Organism: Rhagoletis zephyria (snowberry fruit fly)
Lineage: Eukaryota; Metazoa; Arthropoda; Insecta; Diptera; Tephritidae
Product: covalently-linked cell wall protein 14-like
Source: RefSeq, a predicted model, not a curated record
UGCUUGAAUAAAUCUUUCUAUAAAUACUUAUCCUUUAUUAUUUUUUUUAGGUUAAUGAAGUAUCUUGGCAUGGACCAAACAUUCAAAUAUUCAAUGAAGUCACUGUUUCGCCACCUUAUAGGGUGGAAAAUGUUAUUUCUACUUCUAACAACAAGUCUCUAUGUAAUUACAUCAAGAAAAUGAUUGAAAAAUUCUUUGAGAGUGCAUCACAGGAAAAUAGUUCGGCUGCUGCGGGUACAUCAUCAGCCUCUUCGUCCACGUCGUCGUCGUUGUCUUCAUCAGCACCUUCGGCUUCAGUAGGCGCAUCUUCAUCUAGUAAUGCGGCUUCAGGUUCUCCUGUGCCAGCAAAUUAAUAGAAAAGACCAUAAAAACAUUAAAAAUAUAUACAAUAUAAAAUCUAAAGUCAUUG